CGCAAGUAUCGCGGCGGCACAGGGCGGCCGCUGGAGGGGGUUCGGAGCGCGGCGAGCGGUAUCCUGCUUGGGCCGCGGGCUCUUCUCCGCGGGGAGGGAGCGGGCCCGCCCGCUGGGCCCGGGUCCCCCGGAUCCGCCCCCUCCCCGGUCCCGCCCCCUCAGAGCCUCUUAGGAGCUGCUCUGGGGCUGUGCCGGGGCCGAGGGCCCGCGGUCCGUGCGCCAUGCGGGCGUCGCUGCUGCUGUCCGUGCUGCGGCCCGCGGGGCCCGUGGCCGUGGGCAUCUCCCUGGGCUUCACUCUGAGCCUGCUCAGCGUCACUUGGGUGGAGGAGCCGUGCGGCCCAGGGCCGCCCCAGCCCGGAGACUCUGAUCUGCCACCGCGCGGCAACACCAACGCGGCGCGCCGGCCCAACUCUGUGCAACCUGGAGCGGAGCGCGAGAGGCCUGGGGCUGGCGGAGGAACCGCGGAAAACUGGGAGCCGCGUGUCUUGCCCUAUCAUCCUGCGCAGCCUGGCCAGUCUGCCAAAAAGGCCGUCAGGACCCGCUACAUCAGCACAGAGCUGGGCAUCAGGCAGAGACUGCUCGUAGCAGUGCUGACCUCACAGGCCACAUUGCCCACGCUGGGCGUGGCUGUGAACCGCACACUGGGGCACCGGCUAGAGCGUGUGGUGUUCUUGACUGGUGCUCGGGGCCGCCGGGCCCCACCAGGCAUGGCGGUGGUGACACUGGGUGAGGAGCGGCCCAUUGGGCACCUACAUCUGGCGCUCCGCCACCUGCUGGAUCAGCACGGCGACGACUUUGACUGGUUCUUUCUAGUGCCCGACACCACCUACACGGAGGCUCACGGACUGGCGCGCCUAGCUGGCCGCCUCAGCCUGGCCUCCUCUGCUCACCUCUAUCUGGGCCGGCCCCAAGACUUCAUCAGUGGGGAACCUGCCCCAGGCCGCUACUGCCACGGCGGCUUUGGAGUGCUGCUGUCUCGCACACUGCUGCAGCAGCUGCGCCCCCACCUGGAAGGCUGUCGUAACGACAUUGUCAGUUCGCACCCUGACGAGUGGCUGGGACGCUGCAUCCUGGACGCCACCGGCGUGGGCUGCACUGGAGACCACGAGGGGGUACACUAUAGCUGUCUGGAGCUGAGCCCUGGGGAGCCAGUGCAGGAGGGGGAUCCUCGUUUCCGCAGCACCCUGACAGCCCACCCUGUGCGUGACCCUGUACACAUGUACCAGCUGCACAAGGCUUUUGCUCGAGCUGAGCUGGAACGCACAUACCAGGAGAUCCAGGAGCUGCAGUGGGAGAUCCAGAAUACCAGCCGCCUAGCUGCCGAUGGCGAGCGGGCAGCUGCCUGGCCCGUGGGCAUUCCAGCCCCCUCUCGGCCUGCCUCCCGCUUUGAGGUCCUGCGCUGGGAAUACUUCACGGAGCAGCAUGCUUUCUCCUGCACUGAUGGCUCGCCCCGCUGCCCGCUGCGUGGGGCUGACCGAGCUGACGUGGCCGACGUCCUUGGGGCAGCCCUGGAGGAGCUCAACCGCCGCUACCAUCCUGCCCUGCGGCUCCAGAAGCAGCAGCUUGUUAAUGGUUAUCGCCGCUUUGAUCCCGCCCGGGGCAUGGAGUACACGCUGGACCUGCAGCUAGAGGCACUGACCCCCCAGGGUGGCCGCUUGCCCCUCACUCACCGGGUGCAGCUGCUCCGGCCACUGAGCCGUGUGGAGAUCCUCCCUGUGCCCUAUGUCACCGAGGCCUCUCGUCUCACUGUUCUGCUGCCUCUGACCGCAGCUGAGCGUGACCUGGCCCCUGGCUUCCUGGAGGCUUUUGCCACCGCAGCACUGGAGCCUGGUGAUGCAGCAGCAGCCCUGACGCUGCUGCUGCUGUACGAGCCCCGCCAGGCCCAGCGGGCAGCCCACGCAGAUGUCUUCGCACCUGUCAAAGCCCACGUAACAGAGCUGGAGCGGCGUUUCCCUGGGGCGCGGGUGCCCUGGCUCAGUGUGCAGACAGCAGCCCCUGCACCCCUGCGCCUCAUGGACUUGCUGUCCAAGAAGCACCCGCUGGACACACUGUUCCUGCUGGCCGGGCCAGACACGGUGCUCACACCUGACUUUCUGAACCGCUGCCGCAUGCAUGCCAUCUCUGGCUGGCAGGCCUUCUUUCCCAUGCACUUCCAGGCCUUCCACCCGGCCGUGGCUCCACCGCAGGGCCCUGGACCACCGGAGCUGGGCCGUGACACAGGCCGCUUCGACCGCCAGGCGGCCAGCGAGGCCUGCUUCUAUAACUCUGAUUAUGUGGCAGCCCGCGGGCGGCUAGCAGCAGCCACAGAGCAGGAGGAGGAGCUGCUGGAGAGCCUGGACGUGUAUGAGCUGUUUCUGCGCUUCUCGGGCCUGCACGUGCUGCGGGCGGUGGAACCAGCCCUGCUACAGCGCUACCGGGCCCAGCCGUGCAGCGCGCGGCUCAGCGAGGACCUGUACCACCGCUGCCGCCAGAGCGCACUCGAGGGCCUCGGCUCCCGCACCCAGCUCGCCGUGCUGCUUUUCGAGCAGGAGCAGGGCAACAGCACCUGACCCCGCCAGUCCCUGGGCCCUGGCACAGCCACACCCACCCCGCUCCUACCCCCCAACCUGGAGCCCCUUGCCAGCCUCGCCGCAUAGGGCUGUCCACUGGCCCCCUCUCUCUGGCUUAGUGGGUUCCCUGGGCUCAGGACAGGCCCUGGGGGAGGAGCCCUCCAAGCCACCCAUUCCCGGCCCGACCAAUCUCCCCACCCUCUUGACGCUGCUGAUUUGGGCCUUGGCCUCCGUACUUACACAGUUCAGUCUACCUGACGCCAGUCCACCUCCUGGGUCAGCCCCAGGGGCCGGGCUGCAGAUGAAUUGUCGGGAAAGGGGGAGGUGAAAGAGAAGGGUGGGGGCGUCUCCCAGCUUCUCCCUUCUGGACCCCUGGCGAAGCUCCCUGCCUUGAAUAAACUGGCUGAGUGUAGCCUAGUGA
Orycteropus afer afer is the source of this 2970-nucleotide messenger RNA. It is a transcript of the gene CHPF, whose product is annotated as chondroitin polymerizing factor. The record is from RefSeq and is a predicted model, not a curated record. Gene Ontology annotation, molecular function: glucuronosyl-N-acetylgalactosaminyl-proteoglycan 4-beta-N-acetylgalactosaminyltransferase activity. Gene Ontology annotation, cellular component: Golgi cisterna membrane. NCBI's taxonomy places the organism in Eukaryota, Metazoa, Chordata, Mammalia, Tubulidentata, Orycteropodidae.